This is a messenger RNA of Daphnia magna, 1996 nucleotides long. Its product is annotated as ceramide glucosyltransferase-B. Bases 506 to 1705 code for a protein of 399 amino acids. Gene Ontology annotation, cellular component: membrane. Gene Ontology annotation, molecular function: ceramide glucosyltransferase activity. The transcript is spliced from 9 exons. The record is from RefSeq and is a predicted model, not a curated record. NCBI's taxonomy places the organism in Eukaryota, Metazoa, Arthropoda, Branchiopoda, Diplostraca, Daphniidae. Gene Ontology annotation, biological process: glucosylceramide biosynthetic process.
CGAUGUGGCGUCUGCUUUUGGCAGUUGAAUUCGAACCACCCGAAACGUGAGGUUGUCGUUACUAGUGUGCUCUACAGCGAAAACCCCGCGAAGUCUGCCUUUUGUUGAGCUCCUUUUUCUUCUCGGUGGAAAACUAAUUUACUUCCAAGCCUUCAUCUUUUAUACUUAAUCAGACAGUUAGGCCAGAGAUAAGAUAUACGCUCUGUCAAUAUGGAUAUCUCGCGUAACGGUCGGUCAUCUAUGAGGGUCAUGUUACAAGUUCUGUCGUCGUGGUAACGUCCAACGUGAAGUGACUAGUGACUGUUGUACUUGUUCUGUACGUUUUUAACGUUUCUAUACGUUUCUUUGCGGAAAUUUACCAACCAAAUGUCCAUGUCGCUCACAUCAUGGAUAGUCUGAUCUGGUCUCUCGGCUGUUGGCCAUUAGACGGCAGAUUUUCUAUCCACACCUCUUUCCAUCCAGUUAUCGCAUCUUCAAAGUUCCUUGUGUCAUUACCGCCACCGUUAUGUCACAUCAAUACGUUAAUUUCUUUUGGUUGAUUGUGGCCGCUGCGUUGUUUGUCUUCUGGAUCGGCUACUGGCUCGUCCACAUUCUAGCAAUUGUUUACGGCAAAUGGAAAUUGCAUCAUAAGAGCUGUAAGCAACCAAAAGAAACGCCAUAUCCGGCCGUCUCAAUUUUGAAGCCACUUACUGGAGUCGACGUGAAUUUAUUUAGUAAUCUCGAAACAUUUUUCACAAUGCAAUAUCCAGUGUAUGAAUUGCUAUUUUGCAUCUGUGACGAAAGCGAUCCGUCUUUGAUGCUGGUAAAAAAAUUAAUGGAAAAAUAUCCGAAAAUAGACGCGCAAAUCUUUAUUGGCGGUGAAAAAGUAGGUAUUAAUCCAAAAAUUAACAAUAUUCAGCUUGGAUAUGCCUCUGCCAAAUAUGAAUUGUUCAUGAUCUCAGAUUCUGGUAUCCGAAUGAAAGAAGACACACUUAUUGACAUGGUAGAACAUAUGAAAGAAGAUGUUGGGCUCAUUCACCAAAUGCCAUUUGUUUGUGAUCGGGAAGGGUUCCCAGCUACGCUAGAGAAGAUUUAUUUCGGAACGGCUCAUGCGCGCAUCUACUUAGCGGCGGAUUUCGUGGGUGUUAACUGUGCUACCGGGAUGUCGGCUUUGAUGCGAAAGUCGCUGAUCGAUGACGCUGGUGGUCUUAAAGCCUUUGGAUGCUAUUUAGCCGAAGAUUUUUUCCUGGCAAAGGCCAUCAAAGACCGUGGCUGGAAGAUCGGCAUUUGCAGUCAACCUGCGUGGCAGAAUUCUGGCAUUUGCCACAUACCUACUUUCCAAGAAAGAAUCAUUCGUUGGGCGAAGUUAAGAAUCGCAAUGGUUCCUAGCACGAUUAUCUUCGAACCAGUUUCGGAGUGCAUGCUGCUUGGUGCCUUAGCUGCCUGGUCUAUCUACUGGCUGUUUGAGUGGGAUCCGCUUGCAGUUGGUUUGUUACAUAUUCUUGCAUGGUUUAUUCUUGAUUGGAUUCUUCUUUCAGUCGUGCAGGACGGCCCAUUGCCUUUCAGCAAGUUUGAAUUCGUUCUAGGGUGGUUUUUGCGUGAGUUGACUGCACCCUUCUUGUUUCUCAAUGCUCUUUUCCGACCUACCAUCCGUUGGAAGGCGGGAAUUUACCGUUUAAAGUGGGGUGGAGUAGUUGAGGAAUUAAAGCCUAAAGGGAAACCCUGACAGUUUAACCCGUGUUUCAGUUGAAUUUUCGAACAAGCACCGCAUCACAAGCGGCCGGAGUAAAAAUUAACAUUGAUCAUUGUGUGGAUUGUAAGUAAGUUAUUGAGAAAGUUGUUCUUUGUCAUUUUUAGUUAAAUCAGCUAUGUAUCGUUGGGCAUUUUCAUUGCCGAUGAACGCUCAUAAAGUCUAUUAGAAAAGAAAGUUAAUUUUGUGCUGGGAGCCAGCUUGCCUACCAGCAUACGUUAGUAAUAUUAGAUAUAUAAAUACAUAAUACGUAUGCACACACAUAAA